CUCGUCCGAAUUUGAUCUGAGCACCACCGAAGUCCGUUUCAUACCUACAGUAACAACAUGCGGGUGGUGCUGGACACCUUGUACGUCGCUAGAUGAUGCCUCUUCGAGGGACUGACAGCCGAUCUGCAUGUAGCUUUGCCGUGGUACGAUGGUACUGCGGCCUGAUUCUAGAAGAGGCGACGGUGAGCGACAUCACAUGGACGUACUUGGACUCGCAUCGCGAGACAACCGAGGUCGUGGUGGUGCUGCAUGGUUUCUCGAGUGUCAAGGAGUCCAUGGUUCGAUCGGUCCGUCCGCUUUUCAACGAUUAUCGCGUCAUCAUGCCAGAUCUGCCGGGCCACGGCGACACGUCGUCGGAUAUGGACAGUUUCCGAGCCGAAGAGCAAGCCGACCGGCUCUUCGCGUUCCUCGCGCAAGUGUUGGGUCCGUCGCAGACGAUCCACUUGGUCGGGUGCAGCAUGGGCGGCAUGAUCAGCGGCGUCUUCGCAGCCAAGUACCCCGCCGCGAUCGCGUCCGUGACCCUCAUUUGUCCGGCGGGGAUCACCAUGCCCAAGAAGAGCCCCAUGUUCCUCGUGUACGAACAAACGGGCGAAAACCACAUGCGCGUGGAGAAACCCGAGGAUUUUUCCCGGUUGCAAGGGUACAUGGCCCACCGCCAGCGGAAAAACGGCGCGACGUGCUGGAAAAGCUCAUGCGGGACAUCCUCCUCGACGCGUCGGUGCUGGACGACAAACUGGCCAAAAUCACUCACCCCUGCUUGGUUGUAUGGGGGGACCAAGACAAAAUCCUGGACAUUUCGUGCCUCGAGGUGAUUAAGGACAAGAUCAAACCCCAGCUAACGGUCAAAGUCGUCGCGGAUGCCGGCCACAUCGUCCACCAAGAACGGCACUGGGAAGUGGCCGAGCACGUGCACGAGUUCCUGCAGGCCCUCCCACCGUCCACAUCAUCCGGCCAACCACCCAGUUGACGCCACUGCGUACUCGAAUGUAUCAGUACGAGUAAUAUCGUCGAAUGUUAGAGAUAAAUAAAAUAUAUAAUAGACUGUGGGUUUUUCA
This is a messenger RNA of Aphanomyces astaci, 1055 nucleotides long. RefSeq lists its product as hypothetical. The transcript has 3 exons. NCBI's taxonomy places the organism in Eukaryota, Oomycota, Saprolegniomycetes, Saprolegniales, Verrucalvaceae. The record is from RefSeq and is a predicted model, not a curated record. The coding region runs from base 149 to 967 and encodes 272 amino acids.